UCACAGCGGAAGGAGACGACGGAUCUCCUGCAGGACAAUGUGAGACACAGAGAGUUGAUCCAACGCAGUUAGCGAGCAGCCAGGAUGGAAGUGGGGAUAAUUUAACGCAUCUCUGUAGCUCGAUCUCGACCCGAACAUUGUUGGACACCCGUGUUUUUUAAUAUCCAGAGGAAGCGGCCGCAGCGAUGGGAAUACUGCGCUGAGGAGAGAGCGGGCGGCAGGGCCAAGAAACGGGAGAAAGAUGGGUGUCGUGCUGCGGAGCCUGUUGUUGUGUAGUUUUUGUUUUCUCAUACGAGGCGUGCCGCUGCUGCUAUAUGCAAACCGGCGAGACCUUCGGCUCGUGGAUGCGGCACACGAGAAGACCAACGCCACGAUAGUGGUGGGGGGGCUGGAGGAUGCUGCUGCCGUGGACUACGUUUACUCCCAGGGCCUCAUCUACUGGAGCGAUGUGAGCGAGGAGGCCAUCAAACGCACCGUCUUCAACCUGUCGGGGGCCAGCGCGGUCCAGACGGUGGUCCCAGGUCUGGCCUCCCCAGAUGGACUGGCCUGUGAUUGGUUAGGGAGCAAACUUUAUUGGACGGACUCGGAAACCAAUCGGAUCGAGGUGGCGGAGCUCGAUGGGUCCUUGAGGAAAGUUUUGUUUUGGCAGGAGCUGGACCAGCCGAGGGCCAUCGCUCUGGAUCCAGAACGAGGGUACAUGUACUGGACAGACUGGGGUGAGAUCCCAAAGAUUGAGCGGGCAGGGAUGGACGGGACGAAUCGCUCCAUGAUCAUCAAUAAAGAGAUCUACUGGCCCAACGGUCUGACACUGGACUACAGCCAGGAGAAACUGUACUGGGCCGACGCCAAACACAACUUUAUCCACCGAUCCAACCUGGACGGAUCCUCCAGGGAGGUUGUGGUUAAAGGGGAGCUGCCUCACCCGUUCGCCCUCACCCUGUACGAGGACACACUGUUCUGGACCGACUGGAACACCCACUCCAUCCACUCCUGCAGGAAAGAGACCGGAGCCGAGCAACGCAUCGUCCACUCCGACAUCUUCUCACCAAUGGACAUCCACGUCUUCAGCGCCAAGAGACAAAACAUCUUAGCGAGCAGUCCGUGCUCGGUGAAGAACGGAGGAUGUUCCCACCUCUGUCUCCUCUCUCCGCUGAAGCCCUUCUUUCAGUGUGCAUGUCCCACAGGAGUCCAGCUGCUGGAGGACGGGAAGACCUGCAGAGACGGUGCCACUCAGAUGCUGCUGUUAGCUCGGCGAACGGACCUGCGGCGCAUCUCUCUGGACAUGCCGGACUUCACCGACAUCAUCCUGCAGGUGGACGACAUCCGCCACGCCAUCGCCAUCGACUACGACCCUGUGGAGGGAUACAUCUACUGGACGGACGACGACGUGAAGGCCAUCCGCCGCUCCCUGCUGGACGGCAGCGACGCCCAGUUUGUGGUCACGUCUCAGGUGAACCACCCUGAUGGCAUUGCUGUGGACUGGAUCGCCAGAAACCUGUACUGGACCGACACGGGGACUGAUCGUAUCGAGGUGACCCGACUCAACGGGACCAUGCGCAAGAUCCUGAUCUCUGAAGACCUGGACGAGCCCAGAGCCAUCGUCCUGGACCCAGUGGCUGGUUACAUGUACUGGACCGACUGGGGCGAGGUGCCAAAGAUCGAGCGGGCUGACCUGGACGGUAUGGAGCGGCAGGUGAUGGUCAACACAUCUCUGGGCUGGCCCAACGGCCUCGCCCUCGACUACGAAGAACGCAAACUCUACUGGGGAGACGCCAAGACGGAUAAGAUCGAGGUGAUGAACAUGGACGGGACGGGGCGACGGGUGCUGGUGGAGACCAACCUCCCCCACAUCUUCGGCUUCACUCUGCUGGGCGACUUCAUCUACUGGACCGACUGGCAGCGCCGCAGUAUCGAGCGCGUCCACAAACGCACUGCGGAGAGAGAGGUCAUCAUCGACCAGCUGCCUGACCUCAUGGGCCUCAAGGCCACAAAUGUGCACAAGUCCUUCGGUACGAACCUGUGUGCGGAGAACAACGGCGGCUGCAGUCACCUGUGUCUCUACAAGCCUCAGGGCGUCCAGUGUGGCUGUCCCAUCGGCCUGGAGCUCAUCGCCGACAUGAGGACCUGCAUCGUCCCCGAGGCCUUCCUGCUCUUCUCCCGCCACACCGACAUCCGCCGCAUCUCCCUGGAGACCAACAACAACAACGUGGCCAUCCCGCUCACCGGCGUCAAGGAGGCCUCGGCGCUCGACUUCGACGUCACCGACAACCGGAUCUACUGGACCGACAUCACUCUGAAGACCAUCAGUCGGGCGUUUAUGAACGGCAGCGCUCUGGAGCACGUGGUGGAGUUCGGUCUGGACUACCCUGAGGGGAUGGCGGUGGACUGGCUGGGGAAGAACCUGUACUGGGCCGACACCGGCACCAACCGCAUCGAGGUGGCCAAACUAGACGGGCAGCACCGGCAGGUCCUAGUCUGGAAGGAUCUGGACAGUCCGCGAGCUCUGGCUCUGGAUCCCGCUGAAGGGUACAUGUACUGGACCGAGUGGGGCGGGAAGCCAAAGAUCGACCGAGCAGCGAUGGACGGGUCGGGUCGGAUCACUCUGGUGGCGGACGUGGGCCGAGCCAACGGACUCACCAUCGACUACGCAGAGCGCCGCCUCUACUGGACUGACCUCGACACCACGCUCAUCGAAUCCUCCAACAUGCUCGGUCAGGACCGUGAGGUGAUAGCCGACGACCUCCCCCACCCCUUCGGCCUCACCCAGUACCAGGACUACAUCUACUGGACCGACUGGAGCCAGCGCAGCAUCGAGCGAGCCAACAAGACCAGCGGUCAGAACCGCACCGUCAUCCAGGGCCACCUGGACUACGUCAUGGACAUCCUGGUGUUUCACUCGUCCAGACAGGGCGGCUGGAACGCCUGCGCCUCUACCAAUGGGCACUGUUCACACCUCUGCCUCGCCGUCCCCGUCAGCAGCUUCGUCUGUGGCUGCCCCGCCCACUUCUCUCUCAACUACGACAACAAGACGUGCAGCGCUCCAACUUCCUUCCUGCUGUUCAGCCAGAAAACAGCCAUCAACCGUAUGGUGAUCGACGAGCAGCAGAGUCCAGACAUCAUCCUGCCGAUCCACAGCCUGAGGAACGUCCGAGCCAUCGACUACGACCCGCUGGACAAACAGCUUUACUGGAUCGACUCCAAGCAGAACGUCAUCCGCCGCGCUCAGGAGGACGGCAACCAGAGUAUGACAGUGGUGUCGAGCUCUCUGGGCGGACCCAGCCAGGGUCUGCAGCUGUACGACCUGAGCAUCGACAUCUACAGCCGCUUCAUCUACUGGACCAGCGAGGUCACCAACGUCAUCAACGUCACCCGGACGGACGGCAGCAGGGUCGGUGUGGUGCUGAGAGGAGAGCACGACAAACCCAGAGCCAUCGUGGUCAACCCAGAGAGAGGGUACAUGUACUUCACGAACCUGCUGGAGCGCUCUCCGAAGAUCGAGCGGGCGGCGCUGGACGGGACGGAGCGUGAGGUGUUGUUCUUCAGCGGUUUGGGGAAACCUGUCGCUCUGGCCAUCGAUAACGAGGUGGGGAAGCUGUUCUGGGUCGACUCGGACCUGCGGCGCAUUGAGAGCAGCGACCUCUCCGGAGCCAAUCGGAUCGUGAUCGCCGACUCCAACAUCCUGCAGCCGGUGGGUCUGACAGUGUUCGGGAACCACCUGUACUGGAUCGACAAGCAGCAGCAGAUGAUCGAACGCAUCGACAAGACGACGAGGGAGGGACGCACCAAGAUCCAGGCUCGCAUCGCCUACCUGAGCGACAUCCACGCCGUACACGAGCUGGACAUGAGGGAAUACAGUAAACACCCGUGUACCUGGGACAACGGCGGCUGCUCCCACAUCUGCAUCGUGAAGGGAGACGGGACGACUCGCUGCUCGUGUCCCGUCCACCUGGUGCUGCUGCAGGACGAGCUCUCCUGUGGAGAGCCUCCCACCUGCUCCCCGGAGCAGUUCUCCUGUACCUCCGGUGAGGUGGACUGCAUCCCUCAGGCCUGGAGGUGCGACGGUUACCCCGAGUGUGACGACAGCAGCGAUGAGGAGGACUGUCCCGUCUGCUCCGAGACCGAGUUCCAGUGCGACAGCCGGCAGUGCAUCGACCAGAGCCUGCGCUGCAACGGAGAGAUCAACUGUCAGGACCGCUCCGACGAGAACAAGUGUGAAGUACGUUGUCCUCCAGACCAGUUCACCUGCUCUAAUGGUCAGUGCAUCGGUAAACACAAGAAGUGCGACCACAACAUGGACUGUACUGACAACUCUGACGAGAUCGGCUGCUAUCCUACAGAGGAGCCUCCUCCUCCGUCCAACAACACCAUCGGCUCCAUCGUGGGCGUCGUCAUGGCGCUGUUCGUGGUGGGCGCCGUGUACUUCGUGUGUCAGCGCGUCCUCUGCCCGCAGAUGAAAGACGACGGCGAGACGGUCACCAACGACUUUGUGGUCCACGGGCCGUCGUCAGUGCCGCUGGGAUACGUGCCACAUCCGAGCUCGCUGUCCAGCUCGCUGCCAGGUAUGUCCAGAGGGAAGUCUGUGAUUGGCUCCCUCAGCAUCAUGGGUGGGAGCAGCGGACCUCCGUACGACCGAGCUCACGUGACGGGAGCUUCGUCCAGCAGCUCAUCCAGCACCAAGGGGACGUACUUCCCUCCGAUCCUGAACCCUCCUCCGUCUCCUGCUACAGUCCGCUCUCAGUACACUAUGGAGUUUGGUUAUUCUUCAAACAGUCCCUCGACACACAGAUCCUACAGCUACCGGCCCUACACCUACCGCCACUUCGCCCCUCCCACCACCCCCUGCAGCACCGACGUGUGCGACAGCGACUACACGCCGGGACGCCGGGCGCCGCUCAAGUCCAGCGCCGCUGCCUCCGCCACCGCCGGCAAGGGCUACACCAGCGACCUCAACUACGACUCGGAGCCUUUCCCGCCGCCGCCGACGCCCCGCAGCCAGUACCUGUCGGCGGAGGAGAACUGCGAGAGCUGCCCGCCGUCGCCUUACACCGAGCGCAGCUACUCCCACCACCUCUACCCGCCACCACCCUCGCCCUGCACGGACUCCUCGUGAGCCCCCCACAGUCCCCCUCUGCGCACAGCUCCACACCCCCCCUCACUGUAAAUAGCAAUUGUGCAUAUAUGAGGUUAAAAAUGGGAGACUGAUGAAGAGGAGGAGGAGGAGUGACACGCAGGACGAGAAAAGGAAACAAACGGGAGCUGCAGAACAUUUGUACAUUGAAAAAGAGAAAAAGCAUAUUUAUAUAUUUUCUAUACAGUGUUUACUGAUGAUGCCAUAGAGGUUUGUAUUAAGAAAUUUGUACAUUUUUUUAAGAAAAAGGUUUUAUUAAAAUCAUCACAAAUAUAAGUUGCCUUAAACCAGGAGAAAAAGAGGCUGAAGGACAAAAAGCACACAGCGGGACGUUUUAACUUAUCUGAUGCCAAAUAUGAAAAACAUCUACAGGAGAAAAAGAAGAAGAAGAGGAAGAGCGCCCCCCGGAGGCUCGGCCAGCAGUGUCUGUAGUUACCAUGUAAACUGGAGAAAGGCCCGUGUGAGAACGUGGUACUGGGUCUUUGAUUUUUAAAUUUACCUCCUCAGUUACGAAACGGUUCGUAAGAUCGUGUCUGAUGCGGAGGUGAGUCAUGUGACCAAUCAGGAAGCAAUAACACGACAAGGCACAUAUUUAUUACCCGAUCAAUCAAAGCAGGAGCAGCUCUGAGAGUGACGAUGAGGCUGCGGUGGAUCAGACAGCAAGUUUGAUAAAAUGCUACGGAGGCCCUGAAGUGACAAAAUGUUUCAGAGACUUUUCAGGAAGUCUGAAGACAAUCGGCCUUCUUGGUUUGUUUUUGUGCGCUAAGAACAAGAGAUGUUAACAGUUAAUUAGCGGGCAUAUUUUUGACCGUUACUCAUGUCGUCUGUGGGUUAAUUCUGCUGCUCUUCAGUUUGUGGGCGCUAGCUAAAAUGGCACCAUGCAUUAAGCGAUUACUGCCAGUGACGCCAACUUGACCCAACUGUGUUGCUGUGGAAACAUUGUGCCCACCCUCCAGUCUCCUCCCACGUCACCCUGGUGAGUAAGCGCCUCAAUUUUGAGCUGCAAACUCCCUUUAGCAUCAGUUAGCUCUGUUAGCACGGUUAGCAGUGACAGCACAGCUAGUGGUGCUAACAACAAUGCUAAUUGGGUUACGCUGCUCCAAAUGAAACUGCUUACUCAUGACGUGAAUUUUCUCAGUAGGGCAUGCUCCUGGAUCAACAUCCCACAUCGCUUUCCAGUACCAUCACUGCAAUCAACCAAUCACAGCCCUCUGACAUCAUCAAUGUGCUGCUACUGUGCUUCUUUCAAACUACCUUUGUGCUUCAUCAGAGCUAAGCAAGUCUUUCAAACUGAAGUUAGCACACCGAAACAAAAUCCUUCUAAGCCACUGCAGAGUUAGUGAGUUAGCUUGCUAAGUAGGCUGGCUACGCUAACACGUAAACUUGCCAAUAGACUAGAAUAUCAGCGAGUAGGUUUGCUAACCAGGUAGGCUAUGCUAACAAGUGAGGAUUUAAUAAGCUAUAUAAAGAAGGGUAAAUGUGUUUAUUGCAGUUAAUUGCAACUGAAAAAUGAUAUAAUCCACACUCUUUGUUAGCGAACGAUAUUCUAGCCCAUUGGCAAGCUUACUGUUAGCAUAGCCUUCCAAGUUAGCAAGCUAACUCGCUAAUAUUCUAGCCUACUGGUAAGCUUAUUUGUUAGCGUAGCCAACCUAGUUAGCAAGCUAGCUCACUAACCCUGCAGUAGCUUACAGGGUUUUUGUUCAUUACUGAGGAUUUUGUUCAGUUUUACUAACUUAAUUUCGGAAGCUUAGCUCUGAAGAAGCACAAAGGAAUUUUAAAAGAAGCACAGGAGCAGCACACUAAUGAUGUCAGAGGGCUGUGAUUGGUUAAUAAAAAUGUUGGUCCAGGAGCGUCAUGAGGGAUGUUGAUUCAGGAACAUGUACUACUUGGCAAAAUCACAUUGUGCUUGGAGAGUAGCCACAAUGUUUCACAUACUGAAAUAAGCAGCUCUGCUAGCUAGGCUAACGAUGGCUAAGAAGUGGAGACCGAAGGGUGGGCUGUGAGCGCUGUGCUUCACGCAGCUAGCUGUCUGUCCGCAAAGCCAACAGAAAAAAACAUGAGAUGUUAAAAUUUCACCUCUAAAUAGAUUGCGCUUUGAAAUGCGACGCUAACGCUCGCUAGGUCAAUGUAGCAGCGGACUAAAAGGAAAGGUCGCUUGUAUUUGACAUUAUUUUUUCUAUUUUUGUUUUUUCUUUUAAAAUUAAUAGUCGUUGGCUAUUGAAGGCAAAAUUAACCAAAACUGGCAUCUCCAUUAGAAACCAGUUCUUGCAUUUGUCCCCUCAGGGCCUCCAUACAGAACACUAAAACAUACCUUAUCCACUAGAUGUUAAAAAUCAGAUGUCACAUGACUCACGUCCUCCAAUCAUCGUGAUGUUCAGACGGGAUUUAAACCAAAACGUACGCUUGUGUUUCACAUGUUCUGUUCUCGUUGAGAUGCUCGACUGCAACUUGUGUGUUUGUGAGUGAAUCGACCCAAAGCUGCACAGCGAACACAUCAACUCUUUUCUGUUUUUAGUCUUUGUGGAGGACGCAGCGUUUCCCACCAUGAACACGAUCUUGUGCCUGACCAGUUCCACGUCUUCAUUACGUUUUUUUUUUUUAUGUUGUUGUUACUUUGAGGAAAAAAAACACAAAGGAAACCAGUGCCCACUAAAUGCUAUAUAGUAUUUUUGUACCACAUAUUGUGUAGAUAACGUAUUUAUAAGCUAUAUAGAAAAUCAUUGUAAAUCUAUCCAUUGAACUCUUGCAGUACUUUUCAUUCCGUCUUUUUUUAUAUUGCCUCAUUAUAUUUUUCUACAGAGUUUCACUCCAAACGUUCGGCGACAAUCUCAGAUCAGAAGAACAUAUCCAGGUUUUUAGUGUCUGUUCAUGUUUGAAGGCUGUUUGUGCCAAAAGAAUCUGUAAACAAAGUGGAGGCAGAUGCUGGGACCAGAGGUGAAAACACGAGGCGGCUGUUGCCUUGAGUCAACAAUCAGUUUUGUUUUUUUUUUCUUUUAUAAAUCUGUUUGUGUGUUUGUGCUUCUCGUGACGACCAGAAAUAUAUUUUUCAAGACAACCCGUUGCAUCAUCUGAUAAUCGUCGUCACGUUUUAACUUCCUGUCGUUCAGUUUCUCGUUGAGCUUCUGAGAAAAAUAACACCAGCAUGAAUCUGACAAUCUCAAUGUUUUACACAUCGCUUUUAUUAUUUCAUCAGUCCGACGUGUCUGUGGCUCCAUUUUUAAAUAUCGUAUCAUUCAAAGCACAAACAAAUAUCAUCUGUCUUAAUGAGACACUUUAAUUAAAAAGAAAUUCUGGAUAAAAUUCUGGAAAGUGAGAAUUAUCCAAGUCAAAUAAUGUCACUGUAAUGACACUGUAAUAUGUAAUUUUUUACAGUGCAGUGAUGUUACUGGCAAUCGGAAUAUCGCAUUAAAAUACUGCUUUUGUGAACAAAAAACACCGAAUAUCAAUGACGAUGUUUAGAGCUGGGUGUCGUCAUAAAAUCCUCGAUACAAGUAAAAUACAAAUCCUCUUUUUCAGUUUUGGCACAAAUAUUAAAUACCGUUUUAUGAUCUUUUACUUUGAGGAAUAUAUUAAAAGAAAAAGAAGAUUGAAUUAAACCGAAAUUCUCAAAUAUUUUGGCACAAACGUACAUGAACGGGAAAAAUGUCAGUAACCGAAAAAUAUAUAAAUAUUCAUGUUUGAUACCCAGCUCUAAUAAUCAGCCUUUACUUGUUUUUUUGUUUUAUUUAAUUGAAAUAUUUGCGUCAUCUCGUUGAAAUGAUAAAAAAAACAAUUCUCACUCUCUAAAGACAGAAAAUGGCAGCUGGUCUUUAUCAAAAAAAUAUAUUUGAUCCGAGAAACAGAAUUAUUCAAAGCCAACAGAGUUCUGUGAGAUAUUUUUGGUAUCUUGUGCACACAGUUUAUUAAAUGUUGCGCAUACAAAACAAUAACUGACAUUAUUUUUUUCUUUAAUUUAUCGUCUUGGCGCACAAAUUAUUUCUUUGGCUGUAAAGUAAUUAUUUUGGGUGCAAAGGUUAUUACUGUCUUGACUGCAAAUAAUUAUCCUGGGCGCAAAAGUUAUUGCUGUAGUUGAUAAAUUAUAAAUUUGGAUGCAAAAGUUUUCUCUAAAUAUUGGAGUAACAGUUAGUUUGCCGAAGGAAACUUUUGCCUUAUAAGAUAGUUGUAAGAAUUAAUAUUUUGUGUGCACAAGGUAUAAAAAAAAUUAUCUUUAUGGACUUUGGCUUCAUUGAUUUUCGAUUCUGUAAUAUGUUUUUUUUUUAACAGUGCAGUUUUACUGUGCAGAAAAUCUAAAAAGUCUCAUUUAUCUGAACAGAAACUCAAACCACCAAACACCAGUGACGACUCCAGUCAAACCUGGACCAGAUCAUGAGUCCAUACACUUUCGGCUCUCUGCUGCCUCCGUACAUCUUCCGCAUCUGUCCACAUCUGUCCGCUGAGAGCUACCUGUGGUACAAUCACUGCUCGUCUGCACAUCCAGGUGUGUUUUCAGGCACGUUCACAUCAGUCUAUAAGAAUCAUUGUUGGGAGACGUUCUCAUUCUCUGACUGCACUUUACGGGACUUUUUUUUUUUUUUUUUUUUAAGUUUGUUUCUGGUACAAAACUUCACAGUAAAGUUGUUAAAGGAGGACGUUUGGUUUGUUUAGAAGAGUCCAAAAAAAAAAAAAAGAUGACGGAGACCUUUUCAGAUUUUUAUCGUCUGGUCGGUGUUGGGAACGUUUUGGUGAAUCGUUCCCUCACUGUGCUUCUUUUAUACUCUCAGUUUACCUCAUGUUCCCUGGGAUUAAUAAUUUGUACCAUUUUUAAAAUUAUAAAUCAAACUCUUUUCUCUUCUGAGCAUUUUCUGUCUCUGCAAAGAGUUUUAAUGAGCCAAAUAAAAUCUGUAGGAUCACAGAAAAAUGUGUAUUUAGCUGUGAAACAAUCUUUGACGUCUACGAUAUGGAAUAUAUGGAAGGUCAAAGACGUCGGAAAUGUUGUGUUUAAGAUUUAAUGAAACUUUUAAAUCUGAAACACUGGAGUGAUAAAACUAUUAAUUGUAGAGGAUUUGGUUUAUUUAAAAGGUACAAAUUAAUAAUUUGAGGGAACCAAUAAAAAUCAAGGGUACUAAUUAUUUUUUUGAGAGUAUAUUUUUAAAAAAAAAAAAGCACAUUAAGAAUGCUAAAUCCUGAUUUAAAGGGCUGAGUAUAAACUUUUUUGUUUCUAGAAAAACUCAAAUUUCUCAAAAGCUAAAAUUUAAGUAGUAAAAGAGAAAAUUCAAACGGCCGUACGAGAAAUCUGUCCAAUAAAAUAUUGUUUAAUAUUUGCUAGCGAUGUACUAGUUUUGUUAUUUUUGGGGCAUUUUAUGUCUUUAUUUGCCGACUGACACAUUUAUGGUUGGCUCAUAAAACUUGAAACAAUUUUUUACUUAGAAAUUUUGAUUGAAUUUUGAAAUUUUUAACUUAAAUCAGAAACUUUAUGAUCAACAUUUGAUUUUAACUACCUCGGUGUUUUGGACACAUUUCGCUCGGUACAAGUGUUUUCGUUCGAUACUCAGCCUUAUUAAACAGAUUUGAUAAUAAAACAAUAAAUUUGCGUGACACCAGAGAGAAAACGAGACAAAUCAAACGUAUGAAUCUGAACGUGACGUUAAAACAAACUGAAUUCAGAGUUUUGGACGUUUUGUACAAAAGUGACGAAGGUGGUUGAAAAGGGUCAAAGAACGUUGAAAUGUAAAAAGAUUAUUUCAUUUUUAUUUUUAUUUUUUUUUAAAGCACUUUUGUCUCCAGGUUUUUUUAAUCGGAGGUUCGACAGGAAAACAGAAGUUCUUGUUGUCGUUUUUUUUGUUGUCCUUCAUCCGUUCUGCUCUCAUGGUGCUCUGCGAGGGCGAACCAACGUUGGGUUCGUCGUGUUUGUUUAAUUUCCACUAACUGUACGUUUUUAUACGACGACUGCUUUACCUGUAAACCAGAGUACCAGAUGGACCUGUACAGCCCAUCCAGCUGCCACCAUAAGCUGUUGUAACUCAUGAAAUGCUGAUUUUUUUCCUUUUUGUUAAAUAUAAAGUGAGUGAACUUUUAAAA
This is a messenger RNA of Epinephelus fuscoguttatus (brown-marbled grouper), 11185 nucleotides long. It is a transcript of the gene lrp6, whose product is annotated as low density lipoprotein receptor-related protein 6. The record is from RefSeq and is a predicted model, not a curated record. NCBI's taxonomy places the organism in Eukaryota, Metazoa, Chordata, Actinopteri, Perciformes, Serranidae. The transcript has 23 exons. The coding region runs from base 242 to 5110 and encodes 1622 amino acids. Gene Ontology annotation, biological process: chemical synaptic transmission; receptor-mediated endocytosis involved in cholesterol transport; canonical Wnt signaling pathway. Gene Ontology annotation, molecular function: Wnt receptor activity; Wnt-protein binding.